This is a messenger RNA of Tetranychus urticae (two-spotted spider mite), 1836 nucleotides long. RefSeq lists its product as uncharacterized. Gene Ontology annotation, molecular function: RNA polymerase II transcription regulatory region sequence-specific DNA binding; DNA-binding transcription factor activity, RNA polymerase II-specific; protein dimerization activity. Gene Ontology annotation, biological process: developmental process; regulation of transcription by RNA polymerase II. The record is from RefSeq and is a predicted model, not a curated record. Lineage: Eukaryota; Metazoa; Arthropoda; Arachnida; Trombidiformes; Tetranychidae.
UCUUCAUCAGUUCAAGUCGCCUUCCAUAGCUCAUGAGCAGCUGUACAGCUUAAACGGGAUCACAAAAAGCUUUGAGUUUAACGCAAGCAGCUAAACUCACACGAGCUCUCUCUGUUUUGAGCUAUUAAAAUAGCCAUUGCUUUACAUCUUGCACUUUAACCAUUAUUUUGUUAAUUGUUAAUCACAAUUUACCCUUUUAUUUAAAUAUUUUCAUUAAUUUCAACAAAAUAACAGCCAACGGUUGAAGAUUGUAAAACCAAGUUUCAAAUGGAUUUAAGGUUAAUCUCAUCUGGACCUGUUACUUCGUUUCAUCCUUCACCUCACCAACACCACCACCACCACCAUCAUCAUCACCUUAAUCAUAAUCAACAUCUUGACUAUCACCAUCAACAAAUUCAUGGCCACCAUUCAACCUCAUUUCACGAACCUCACAACCAUCACGUUCACUAUCAACCAUCUGAUUCUUAUAACACCAAUCUGAUCCGGACAAACCCUUCCUAUGAUCAUCUUGCAGUUUACACGGGAUGUAAUGACAACCAUUGGUCUUCACCAUCGCCAUCAACAGCAUCACCAGCCAAUUGUGAUAACAAUUUACCGUUGACAUCUUCACCCUCUUCAUCGUCACCUUCAUCAACAUCAUCAACAUCUUCUUCUUCUUCCUCUUCGUCCUCGUCAUCUUCAUCUCUCUACAACUCUUCAUCUACUCCACCAUCAGCAUACUGUUUACCCUUUUCCCCACGAAGCUCAAAUUCAAACCCAUCCUCGUCCCAUUCACCUGGACUAUAUUCCUCAUCAUCUUCAUCGCCCUCUUCAGCCGAUCUUCAUCUUCACCCCAAUCAGCCAACAGUAAAAUCAAAAGUAACACUAACAACACUCACACCAACCACUAAAGAGACUAUAACAGCAUCAACAAUAGACUACUAUGAGCCCCUACCACCACCACCACCUCAACUACCCACCUCAUCAUCUCCACACUUUCUCAGUCCAGGUUCACUCUCAAUUAGGCCAAUUUCACUGCAUCAUCAUGCCACUUCGGCUGAACCUUCAACCAUUGACUUUAACCAUGGUCAAAACUCAUGUGUACCUGAAGCUGCUUCAAAUGUUGUUCAACCUCACACAUUGAUUGAAACUCCAUCCAUUGAUAUGGCUGAUCAAUGUAUAAUGAAUGAAGACCAUGAACAAGGAACUAUUAGAAUGCCGAAAAAGCGCAACACGGCAAACAAAAAGGAGCGUAAAAGGACUGUAUCGAUAAACUCUGCAUUUAGCCUUCUUCGUGAUCGUAUACCAAAUGUACCACCAGACACUAAAUUGUCCAAAAUUAAAACCCUUCGAUUAGCAACCAAAUACAUUUCUUGGUUAAUGACUGCACUGGAAGCUGACAAUUCAGUUGAUGAACAUGGUAACCAACGAUUACCUGUUGUUUGUGAAGAUUUCAAAGUUGAUUUACGCUGCAAAGAGGUUAAAAGAGAUUCUAAUCAUUUGAAAAUCAAUUCACCAAAGGAACUAUCAAUGGACAAUUACGAUGUAUCCAUGAAGAAGAGCAAAGGUCGAACUGGAUGGCCUCAACAUGUUUGGGCAUUAAACUUGAAACAUGAACACUCUGAAUCCUAAUGAAAUCCUCAAUCUAAAUGAAAAUCAAUGAAACAAGUCAAAAGUAACAUUUUGAUCAAAUACAAUUUACCAUUUAAACUAAUUAUUCAAAAAUAUUCAAUUGUACUGUUUAACUUGAAAUUUAAAUGAAACCCAGAAAAUUGUAAAAUACAAUAUUGAAUGGCAAAACUGUAACAAUGUAAAUCCAUUGAAAAGAUGAUUAAACUCGGAAAAAUAAUAAAGUAA